This is a messenger RNA of Lachancea sp. 'fantastica', 2310 nucleotides long. Lineage: Eukaryota; Fungi; Ascomycota; Saccharomycetes; Saccharomycetales; Saccharomycetaceae. The record is from the annotation of a GenBank genome assembly.
AUGAUGAACUUUUUCGGCACCAAGAGUUUUGGUGGCCAACAGGAACAGAAUGCACCAAAUCAACAACCUUCGGUCUGCUAUCAGCAGCAACAACAAGCACAACAUCCUCAAGAGCUUCAGUACAGGCACCAACAUCAGGGCCCUAACUCAGAGAAGGCCAAGCUAGCUACUAAUGGUCUCUUCCCUACAUUUACCACCCAGACGGCGACACCUACAACUGCCGUUAGCGAAAAUUCCUACGCUAUGGGAACUACCGGGCUAGCCUCCGCACAAUCUGAUGUCGCGCUAGCUCAAAUGAAAACAAUGAGUAACCAAAGUGAAGUACAGCCCCAGCCCAAUAAGGUUACAUACCAGGACUCUCUGCAGGCUCAUUUAGCUCCUGUGCAGCCUCCUGUGCCCCCUUCGGGUUAUAGCGUUCAGCAACCUAACCAGACUACUGGCAGACAGCAAACUUCAGCUGGAACCUCUGACGGGAACGCGUCUGAAGAAAGAGACGUGGUGACAAAUUUGAAAUCGGACCCGCAAGAAACAGGAGUCCCCAGAGGGAGGCUCGAAGUGAGUAUUGCCGAGGCGCAGGGCCUGCUUACUCGUUCGAGUCGGUCUCAACCAUACGUGGUGUGUACAUUUGAGAGCUCUGAAUUCAUAUCUGAAGGGCCCGAUUCUUUACACAACAAGCCCAUGGUAGUUGAUGGAGCCAAUAACUGGAGAGGCGAACCAGAAAAGAAUGGUAAGAAACCGCUGUAUACGCGUCAAUCGUCUUCGCAACUGGAUAAGCUGAACUCACCGGCCCUUGGUACAGACAACAAUUGUGCCAACCCAAUUUGGCACCAUGAAACUACUUUUGAUGUACUGGGCGCUCAUUCAGAGCUUGACAUAUCAGUAUACGACGCUUUUCAUGAUGAUAUGUUUUUGGGUCAAGUACGUCUACGUCCAGACUUGAAUUCUUCCUCGACCUCUAGGCAUGAACAAUGGUACAAAGUACAGAGCAGAAUUAUCGGCGAGAGUGUAUCAGGGCACAUUUUAGUCAAAUGGACAUACAAAUCCACUAAGAAACGUCAAUAUGGACCCCAGGAUUUCGAGGUUCUGCGCCUUCUUGGCAAAGGCACAUUUGGGCAGGUUUAUCAAGUGCGGAAGAAGGAUACUAAGAGAAUUUACGCUAUGAAGGUUUUAUCCAAAAAAGUCAUUGUGAAAAAAAAUGAGAUAGCUCAUACGAUAGGCGAGAGAAACAUUCUUGUGCAUACCGCGUCCAAGCUCUGCCCUUUCAUUGUAGGGCUGAAAUUUUCUUUUCAGACCCUCAGCGACCUUUACUUAGUCACCGAUUAUAUGAGUGGUGGUGAAUUGUUUUGGCAUCUACAAAAGGAGGGUAGAUUUACAGAAGAUCGCGCAAAAUUCUAUAUCGCAGAACUUGUUCUCGCGCUCGAAUACUUACAUGAAAACGAUAUUGUGUAUCGUGAUUUGAAGCCUGAAAACAUUUUGCUGGACGCAAACGGGAAUAUCGCACUGUGCGAUUUCGGACUAUCGAAGGCCGAUCUGAAAGAUCGCACGAACACUUUUUGCGGAACAACCGAGUACCUCGCACCCGAGCUGCUUCUUGAUGAAAGUGGUUACACGAAGAUGGUUGAUUUUUGGUCGCUGGGUGUCUUAAUUUUCGAAAUGUGCUGUGGCUGGUCACCAUUUUUCGCUGAAGACAACCAAAAAAUGUAUCAAAAAAUCGCUUUUGGUAAAGUGAAGUUUCCUCGCGAUGUUUUGUCACCUGAAGGGCGGUCUUUUGUCAAGGGUCUAUUGAAUCGUAACCCCAGACACCGUUUGGGCUCCAUCGAUGAUGGAAGAGAAUUGAGAGCGCAUCCCUUCUUCGCAGAUAUUGACUGGGAAGCUUUGCGACUAAAAAAAAUUCCUCCUCCUUUCAAGCCCCAUUUGGCGGGCGAAACUGAUACUUCCAAUUUCGAUCCUGAAUUCACUCAAACUUCAACUUCCUAUAUGAAUAAACAAGCAAUAGCUGUGACACCAUUGUCACCCGCGAUGCAGGCCAAGUUUGCUGGUUUUACCUUUGUGGAUGAGUCUGCCAUGGACGAACACUACAAUAAUAACUACAACAGCCGCAAGUUUUUGCAGAACUCGUACUUCAUGGAGCCCGGGUCCUUUAUUCCUGGUAAUCCUAACCUACCUGCCGACGAAGACGUUAUUGACGAUGAAGUCGAGCAAGAUGCUGAGCUUGAUCCUAGCAAAGCAGCGAGUGUACACGAACAAGUGGACUACGACGGCGACCAUCAUAUGGACGACGAAUUUGUCAGCGGUCGUUUUGAAAUAUAA